AGUCUGAUUCUAGAGCGUCUUGAUGAUGCUGUCAGAGAUAAUGACAAAGUUCGUGCCAUCAUCAGAAAUUCUGGUAUGAACCAGGACGGUAAGAUGGCAGGAAUCUCGCUCCCCAACCCUGUUGCUGAAGCAAAUCUCAUGCGACUUGUUCAUCUAAAUGCCGGUCUGGACCUGCGAAAAAGGUAUCACCACUACCCUCGAACAGACUCUAAAACUAUGACACGCGAUAGUAUAGAAGUAUCGACCAUGGCAGAAGUGUUCUGCACAGAGAUCAGACGUGUAGACAAUGUCUAUAUUGGCUCUAUCAGGUCGAACAUUAGGCAUCUAGAAGCCUCAAGCGGUGUUGCUGGGUUGCUCAAGACGAUUAUAAUCUUGAAGCACAGAAUGCUCCCACUUAAUAUUAAAUUUAUCAAGCCAAGCCCACGCUGCAAUUCGAGAAGCGGAUGA
Messenger RNA from Truncatella angustata, 447 nucleotides. RefSeq names its product thiolase-like protein. Gene Ontology annotation, biological process: fatty acid biosynthetic process; secondary metabolite biosynthetic process. The annotation marks the transcript as partial. The transcript is spliced from 2 exons. The record is from RefSeq and is a predicted model, not a curated record. Gene Ontology annotation, molecular function: fatty acid synthase activity. Lineage: Eukaryota; Fungi; Ascomycota; Sordariomycetes; Amphisphaeriales; Sporocadaceae.